GUGGCUGGGCCCGCUCAGACACAGCUAGAAGCUCUGGCAGCGCGUUGCUGACCGAGCCAUGGGCAGCAGGAAGAAGGAAAUUGCUCUGCAGGUCAACAUCAGCACCCAGGAGCUUUGGGAGGAAAUGCUCAGUUCCAAAGGACUAACUGUUGUUGACGUCUAUCAAGGCUGGUGUGGCCCCUGCAAACCUGUGGUGAGCCUCUUCCAGAAGAUGAGGGUCGAGCUUGGCCUGGACUGCCUGCAUUUUGCAUUAGCAGAGGCAGACUGUCUUGAUGUCCUUGAAAAAUACCGAGGGAAGUGUGAGCCAACCUUUCUGUUUUAUGCGGGAGGAGAACUGGUGGCUGUGGUUAGAGGAGCAAACGCCCCACUGCUGCAGAAAACCAUCCUCGACCAGCUGGCGGCGGAGGAAAGGGUGUUGACUGAAGGCAGAGAACGGAAAGUGAUCAAAGAUGAGCCUCUUACUGAUGAAGAUGAAUGUUUUUCCCAUGAAAAGGAUGAUGGUGAAGAUGAGGACAUGGUUUCACUGGGAAAGACUUGUACCUUGGCCAUUAUUAAACCAGAUGCAGUGGUACAUGGAAACACUGACGAGCUCAUAAUGAAGAUCCAAGAAGCUGGGUUUGACAUUUUAACCAACGAAGAGAGAACCAUGACAGAGGCAGAAACGCGGCUUUUCUAUCAGCACAGAGCUGGAGAGGAAGCAUUUGAGAAGCUGAUACAUCAUAUGUGCAGUGGACCAAGCCAUCUCCUGAUCCUUACCAGGACAGAGGGUGCUGAGGAUGUGAUCACUGCCUGGCGAACCCUCAUGGGGCCCUGUGACCCCAACGUGGCCAGGAGGGAGCAACCUGACAGCCUCCGAGCUCAGUAUGGCACACAAAUGCCCUUUAACGCUGUCCACGGAAGCCGGGACAGAGAAGAUGCCAACAGAGAACUGGCGCUGCUCUUCCCCAGUUUCAAGAUUUCAGACGAAGGGACAGAAGCCCCUCAGGGCAGCCAGGUCCAAGGAGCAGUGGGCCCCACCGAGUUGCUGGGCUUCCCCAAGAACGUGGAUUGAGAUGGCUGUAUUGCUCUUCCUGAGCACGUGAUCAGGGGUCAGGCCACAGGAUCAAAUGUUAGUGCACUCAGAUCUGCAGCAUUAAGGACGCCUCCAGAAUUGGAACUCACUCUUUUUUUUUGAGCAACAAUACUUUUUUUCGUUUAACUAUCUUUCAUGGGCAAUGAAAAGAUACACUUUCCUUCCUUAUUAAACAGUAUAUUGAACAUACACUAACAUUUUUUGCUGUCUCUGGAAUUUUUAAAAAUAAAUAAACAUCAGUUACUGUAUUCUGUUGUGACAUGGUGUCAUUUCAGGAGACACUGAGUUACACAGGACAAUGUUUCCCCAACAUUAAUAUACUUUAUAAAUGAAAAACUUUGAGAUUAACUUGGUAACUAUGAACUUGAAAACAGUGCAACAAGAUUGGGCAUGACACUUCCAGGCACAUCGACGCGGAGGCAGAUAGAAACCAGCUCUAAACACCUCUUCGUGUUGCUUAAUGGUCACAGGGACAGAUGUGCCAGCCUGUGGUUCUCCACAAUCCAGGGCGCGUUCAUAAAGCAAUGCUUAAAGGUUAUAGUUGGAACCAGGGUUCACCUUAUUUUCUUGUAAACCUUUUCUCUCCCCUAUUUCUUUGGUUUCUGAUUUUAGAUAAAACCUAAUUUUAAAACCUGAGGACUCCUUGUGGGGCCAGGCUGCCUUCAGCUUCCACUGAACUGCUUGGCUUAGCUGCCUCUUCAUGGUUCUUCUCUUGAAAGGAGGUUUCACAAAAAGUAACUGUUAUUACUUCUAUGAAGGUUAACAUGCACAGUCACUCGCUCUUUACCAGUUUGCUCUUUGGUUUAUUUGUAAAUUCAUCAAGCUCAGUUGUACUCUUUUCUCUCUGACUGAGAAAAAGACCAUAUUCUUCUGCACCAUAGGAUAAAUGUCAGCAAUUUCCUUCUCAUUUGCUGGUUUUCUCCAGGUGUUUGCUAUGACUUGAAGAAGUUCGUAAAAUGGGCAGGGAGCUACCAGAAGAUUGUUCUUCAUGGUUGCAUUAAUCUUUCUGUCAGCCUGCAGCACAAGGUACUCUGUGCCAGGCC
This is a messenger RNA of Loxodonta africana (African savanna elephant), 2115 nucleotides long. It is a transcript of the gene NME9, whose product is annotated as NME/NM23 family member 9. Bases 59 to 1051 code for a protein of 330 amino acids. The transcript has 12 exons. Gene Ontology annotation, biological process: CTP biosynthetic process; GTP biosynthetic process; UTP biosynthetic process. Gene Ontology annotation, molecular function: nucleoside diphosphate kinase activity. The record is from RefSeq and is a predicted model, not a curated record. NCBI's taxonomy places the organism in Eukaryota, Metazoa, Chordata, Mammalia, Proboscidea, Elephantidae.